Eucalyptus grandis is the source of this 2493-nucleotide messenger RNA. RefSeq names its product structural maintenance of chromosomes protein 1. The record is from RefSeq and is a predicted model, not a curated record. Lineage: Eukaryota; Viridiplantae; Streptophyta; Magnoliopsida; Myrtales; Myrtaceae. The transcript is spliced from 12 exons. Gene Ontology annotation, biological process: sister chromatid cohesion. Gene Ontology annotation, cellular component: nucleus; cohesin complex. Gene Ontology annotation, molecular function: ATP binding; DNA binding; ATP hydrolysis activity. Bases 372 to 2066 code for a protein of 564 amino acids.
CUCUAGCAUGGUUAGGUUGUAUAUCUGAAAAAUGUAUAUGGUAUCUAGAAAUUUCUUCAUGUAUCAUUGAUGAGCUUCUGUUUUCUUGUGUACAGUAUUUGAAAGAACAAAGACUUCCUCCUCAGACAUUUAUACCACUUCAAGCGGUUAGGGUAAAGCCAAUUAUUGAGAGGCUACGCACCUUGGGUGGGACUUCAAAGCUUGUCUUUGAUGUGAUUCAAUUUGAUCCUGCAUUGGAGAAGGCAGUUCUCUAUGCUGUUGGUAAUACUCUAGUUUGCGACAAUCUUGACGAAGCGAAAGUUUUAAGCUGGAGUGGAGAGAGGUUCAAAGUUGUCACUACUGAUGGUAUCCUCCUCACAAAGUCUGGUACAAUGACGGGAGGUACCAGUGGUGGGAUGGAAGCGAGAUCUAAAAAAUGGGAUGAUGCGGAGAUUGAAGGACUUAAAAAAUUGAAGGAACAAUAUGAGUCAGAGCUUGAAGAACUCGGUUCAUUAAGAGAGAUGCACUUGAAAGAGUCUGAAUUAUCUGGGAAAAUUAGUGGACUUGAGAAGAAGAUGCAGUAUGCUGAUAUUGAAAAGCAAAGUAUCAAGGACAAGCUUGCCAAUUUGAAACAAGAAAAGCAAAACAUACGGAGAGAAAUCGAUUGUAUAAGUCCUGAACUCAAGAAGUUGAAAGAUUCAAUUGAUAAAAGGAGUGCCGAGAUAAGGAAGCUCGAGAAGAGGAUAAAUGAGAUUGUUGAUAGAAUUUACAAAGAUUUCAGUGAGUAUGUUGGGGUGAACAACAUCCGUGAGUAUGAAGAAAACCAGCUAAAAGCUGCCCAAGAAAUGGCUGAAGAAAGGGUUAGCGUAAGCGACCAGCUGGCAAAGUUGAAAUACCAGUUGGAGUAUGAGAAAAAGCGGGACAUGGAUUUACGUAUUAAAGAACUGGAAUCUUCACUCAAUUCUUUGGAAAAUAAUUUGAAGAAUGUUCAAAAGAAGGAGUCUGAAGCGAAGGUAGCAGCAGAGAAAACUACCAGUGAGAUCAACCGGUUGAAGGAAGAAGUUCAGGAGUGGAAAUUGAAAUCCGAUGAGUGUGAGAAGGAUAUGCAAGAGUGGAAGAAGCGUGCUUCUAAUGCUACCACCAACUUGUCCAAACUUAAUCGUCAGAUAAAUUCUAAGGAGUCGCAAAUUGAGCAGCUGAUAUCUCGGAAACAGGAAAUUCUGGAGAAUUGUGAGCUGGAACAUAUAAGCCUUCCGACUAUCGCUGAUCCAAUGGAGACUGAAUCCUUGACAGAAGGUCCUGUCUUUGAUUUUAGCCAACUAAAUAGAUCCCUACUGCAGGAUAAGCGAUCUUCUGAUCGAGAAAAGCAUGAGAUAGAGUUCAAGCAGAAAAUUGAUGGUUUGGUAUCAGAAAUUGAGAGGACUGCCCCAAAUUUGAGGGCUCUUGAUCAAUAUGAAGCUCUAAAAGAAAAGGAAAGAGUUGCUACUGAGGAGUUUGAAGCAGCUAGGAAAGAAGAAAAGGAGGUUGCUGACAAGUAUAAUGCAGUAAAGCAAAAGAGGAAUGAAUUGUUUAUGGAAGCAUUCAACCAUAUCUCAAGCAUCAUUGAUAAGAUCUACAAGCAAUUAACAAAGAGCACAACACAUCCUCUCGGUGGAACUUCGUAUUUGAAUUUAGAGAAUGAGGAUGAUCCAUUCCUUCAUGGCAUCAAGUACACAGCUAUGCCUCCAACGAAGCGCUUCCGGGACAUGGAACAGCUGUCUGGUGGUGAGAAGACAGUUGCUGCACUUGCAUUACUAUUUUCCAUCCACAGUUAUCGGCCUUCACCAUUUUUCAUAUUGGAUGAAGUUGAUGCUGCUUUGGACAAUUUGAAUGUCGCGAAGGUGGCUGGAUAUAUCCGCUCAAAGUCAUGCGAAGGGUCCAGGCUUAAUCAAGAUGCAGAUGCGGGUUGUGGUUUCCAGAGCAUAGUGAUAUCUCUGAAAGACAGCUUUUAUGAUAAGGCUGAAGCUCUUGUUGGUGUAUAUAGGGACUCUGAAAGGAGCUGCUCAAGAACUCUGACAUUUGACUUGACCAAAUACCGGGAGUCCUGAAAGAUUUGACCGAUCAUUGAAGGUUUUCACUGUCGAUGUAGAUAUCCUCUUCAGAAGCUGUAUAUUGUAGCUAUGACUAGGUUGCUGCAAAUUCUCAUUUCUCCCUGUAUUGCCCUUUAACAACUCUAGUUUUCUUUUAUCGCUUCCCUGACAGCUUUCUUGGUAUUAUUGCUUGUUUAGUUUCUACUUGAAUUUGAUAAUUAGGUCUCUCUCUCUCUCUCUCUCUCUCUCAAAACAUAGAGGGCGUUCCUGACUUCGUUGGAUGGUUGUACGCAUUUUGUGGGUAGGUCUCUGGUGGGCUUAAUUGCUGCAUUGUAGAUACUGUCUUGUUCAGCCUCUCCAUGUCUCUUUACCUUCCGUGAUAAUAAUGUCACCGUGCUUCUGUUUGUUGUGGCUAAAGAAAAAGAACGGUGCUUCCUUUUCGAAA